CUAAGAUACUCCCACAAGAGAAACCUUACGCUGAACAAUGUUCCCACCUCACAAUGACGCGCUUCUUCACCAAGAAGCUUCCAUGUGUUAUUUGUGGCGAAGCUUCCCCAAAUGGUUGGCUCUGGGCUUGCACCCAAGACCGCGAGAUGUACCUCGAGGAUGAAGAAGAGAAGGGUGUUGUGAAAAAGUUCGAUGCUCUCGACGACAUCUUCAAAGCCAAGUCAGGAAUCAGAAGUCCAAGUGCGCGACAGAGAAAGACGGGCUUCUGGCAAGAAGUUAAUGAUGCACAACUAGAGACGUACUCGUUCGACCAGGUUAGUAGGAUCCUCAAUCAGAGAGAGUUUCUGUUGCAGCAGGCUAGAAUCGCAACUCUUGGGAUCCAACAUGCUCCUUACGAAUGGUCCCAUGAUGCCAACGGAGACAUUAUAUGGUCCGAAAAGCCAGAAAGAGAGCCAGAUCCACCGCUGCUGCCAGGCCAAAAGCCAUGGUUGCCAGUCCUAGGAGGCGAGUGCAAGGUCAAGUUCUGCCAUACUUGUAAGCCACACAGCCGUGAGCGAUCAUGGCUCAGCCUUGGUGGUAUUGCAGAUGGAGAUCUUCCUCGUGAGGCUAUUCAUGGAUUCAGCUUCAGGUUUACGGGCCAGCGUACUGUUGCAUCUGCUCGAGUUGUUGCAAACCUUGGAUUACGUCCAAACCCUACGAAGGAAUUGAGACUCAUCCCAAACAACUAUUACAGGAAGCGUCGCUAUUAUCGUCCUGCCGCCAGCCGCUCUCCAUCACCAGCAGCUCAAGGCCUCGGUAUCUCGGGUCCUCAAAGUGAUCCUUCGUCGUCCCAGUCUCAAGUCAUUACCUCCCCCAGCACUGGCACCGCAUCCCGUGGACUUCCUACCUCAUUAUCCAUGCCAAAUUUCGUUCCCGAAGUUCCCGCCCGCAUGACUCCGCUGUCACCAACAAAUGGUUCUUUCCCACCACCUACCCCUUACUGGAGCGAUAUUCCCUUCCCACCAACUCCAACCUUGACUCGCCUACGCCCACCUUUCCGCCCCAUCUCAGGUGUUCUCAACAUCCCUCUUCCCACGCAAACCGAUGAGGAGAUCGAGACUAUUAGUCGACCAGGUUCUUGCCCUAAUGAUUCUGAAGCCGGUGUUCAGAUGGACGUCGCUGCUGCUGCUGAAGAAGAAGAGGAUUCCGACACUGCGUACUCGACUGCCCCAGAAGAUGGUUCCGAACUCACUGUAUUGACACCCAUGGAAGAAGCAGAACUGACCAACGGCGAAGGAAUCGGUUCGUUCAGCAGCGAGCCUCUAGAAGUCGAAGGAGGAGUUGCUGUUCUCGAGGAAAGUGUCGAGGAUCAUAUUCCGGACGUCAUCACUCAGUACUGAUCUGCCCAUCUCAAUUGUUGCUUUAUGCGGUUUAGGCGUUAGCGUUUCUUUCCUUCUUUUUUUCUGCUUUGAGGCUGAUGACUUACGUUUCAUGAAUGAUCGCGAUGAUUGGGGGAACCUUAAUGAUUGAUUUGUUGACAGCAUGAGGGAGCAUGGGUCGAAAGAAUACUUUCUCUUCGUGCAAUGCAAUGAAGUUGUAGGAUAGAUAAAUAGCUCGUUGAGAGCAUUCGAUGGCUUGCUCUUAUAUGCAAGCACAUCGACGGUGUAGGAAUAGAUGAAAG
Messenger RNA from Mollisia scopiformis, 1660 nucleotides. RefSeq lists its product as uncharacterized. The record is from RefSeq and is a predicted model, not a curated record. The transcript has 3 exons. Lineage: Eukaryota; Fungi; Ascomycota; Leotiomycetes; Helotiales; Mollisiaceae. The coding region runs from base 54 to 1379 and encodes 441 amino acids.